CGUUCGUACCCUGACUGGUACUUUCUUGGCACUCGGAGCACGAAAUGUUUUGUGGCUUCAUUAUUUUUGACAAAUAAAACCUAUUUAUUCAAUUAUUGCGUGUGGAAAACUGGUGAAAUUCGGCAGGAUUAAAUUCCUCUUCAGUGCCGAAAUAAUUCAACAAAUUUCAUGUGUUUAAGUAUGUGUACACCUUCACUACUCGAUCUUCCUUGGGAGGAUGUAAUUUAUCGUCAUAUCCUUAUCCACCUGGAAUGGAAGGCACUUUUCAGACUGAGACAAGUCAGUAAAGAAUGCAAGAACUUAGUAGAAGACUAUUUUUCUGUUAUUCGCGUACUGGACUUCAGUACCGAUAAUGCGAUCAUUGCCUCAAAAAUAAAUGCUGAGAUAUUUAGUCUAUUUGCUGAUAAAUGUCAUUCUGUGAGGACACUGCUGCUGCCAGAUUCAGGAGAUUGGUUGACAGACGUUAUUCUUGUGCCAUUUUUAGAGUCAAACCCUCACUUAAAACAUCUUGACUUAACUGAGUGCUCAAGUGUCGGCAAUGGAAGUAUGCAUGCUGUGUCAUUGUACUCGCACAAACUUAAGAAACUUGUGCUCAAGGAUUGCCAUUGGCUAAAUGGUGCGGCUUUGAGUGGAAUUGCCAUGAGUUGCAUGGAGAUGGAGUAUGUUGAUCUGACUGGCUGCUGGACGGUCAAUGAUGAGGCGUUGGUGGCACUUCUUAUUCACUGUAAAAAGAUAAAGUGCCUCUCCAUUGGCAACAUCUAUGGUAUCACAGAUAAUUCAGCGCGAUACCUCUCCAUGUGCGGACAGCUUACUCAUUUAAACAUUAGGGGGUGUUGGAGAAUAGGGAAUGAAACAAUUAGACUUAUUGCCAAAUAUUGUGGCAAACUUGAAUCUGUCCAACUGCGGGAGUGUACAGGGAUUAAUGAGGCAAGUAUACAACGUCUUCGGGCUAGGAACAUGAAGAUAGAUGUCCCUGCUAUUUUCGUGAGACGACGGUAGCAGGUUGGAAUUGAGUGACUGAUGUUUGAACUGUUCAAGCAAGCUGUGAUUGUGACUCUCAAGUCAUCAUGAUGAACAAGGAUACAAAGCUAUUUUGAUUUCCACUUAAGAUUCUCUUUACCAAAAACAAAUUGGUGUAUGUGACAGACUUCCUUCUAUCGACAUGCCAAAAAGAUCUACAGUGAGUGGUCAACUCAGCACUAUAGCUUUGUAUGUUUGUCCGCUGUGGUCAUGGAAAGAAAUGCGAUUGGAAAGCAUAAUCAAAUUGGGUAUGUCUGUAAGUGGGUUCGAUUAUUGUACUCGUGAUAUAUGUAGGUUUGUCAAAUUGUGUUCAAGAUUUUAUUUGCAAUAAAAGAUGUAUUACAAUG
This is a messenger RNA of Lineus longissimus, 1367 nucleotides long. Its product is annotated as F-box/LRR-repeat protein 15-like. Gene Ontology annotation, biological process: SCF-dependent proteasomal ubiquitin-dependent protein catabolic process. Gene Ontology annotation, cellular component: SCF ubiquitin ligase complex. NCBI's taxonomy places the organism in Eukaryota, Metazoa, Nemertea, Pilidiophora, Heteronemertea, Lineidae. Gene Ontology annotation, molecular function: protein binding. The record is from RefSeq and is a predicted model, not a curated record. The coding region runs from base 169 to 999 and encodes 276 amino acids. The transcript is spliced from 4 exons.